CAGGGGGAGUGGCUUGACUCCAAAAUCAGGAUGGAGACACACGCUGAUUGGCUUUUGUAUCUCGCGAUGCGGGUAUAAAGCGGCGAGGUUCUCGUUGUUGUGUUUACAGUAAUAUUACAGAGCGCUCAGGAAACAGGGAGACUAUGAGAAAGCGCAGCUGCUCCAUUCAACCACAUGGUUCCUCAACCGCACAGACAAGCUGCGCUGCAGACAGCCAGGUUCACAUAAGGGACUUGCACUACUGUUGCCCACAGCGGCUCGUUCUGAGGCUUGCAGGGCGCGUUUUCAGCCGCACAGGCAGCUGAAAGUUGCUGUUAAAUAGUUUCGGGAUUUAUUCUUUUUUGAGAGACCAAGCGUCUCCAAAACGGGCUGAACUGAAAAGAAGAGACUUGGGUGAACUUUUUAGACCAGUAUUUAUCAGCGGUCUCGUUUUUAAGCGCCUGAAAUAAGAGCAAGUGAGGAAUUCUUUUUUUUGGUGUGAAUAGGCGUUUCUGCGCUCUUGAACUUUGUCAUCGCACUGAACAGUGUUUCCAGACACUCGGAGGACAGGAUGGUGCAGCACAUGAGCCAGACGGAGAGCGCCCACGCUCACUCUCCCGGCGGAGACUCCACGGACACGGGAGAAAUGGACUUGGAGAUGGAUGUGUCUCCGACCCCCGAGUCCCCUUCCUCCGGGGAGCGGAGCGACUUGGCGUGGUGCAAAACUCCAACGGGGCACAUCAAGAGACCCAUGAACGCGUUCAUGGUCUGGUCGCAGAUCGAGAGAAGGAAGAUUAUGGAGCAGUCACCGGACAUGCACAACGCGGAGAUCUCCAAGCGGCUGGGGAAGCGUUGGAAGCUGCUGAAAGACACAGACAAGAUCCCGUUCAUCCGCGAGGCGGAGCGGCUCAGACUUAAACACAUGGCCGACUACCCAGACUACAAGUACCGGCCCAGGAAGAAGGCCAAGUCGGGAAGCGGAGCGAGUAAGCAGGCGGACCGCGGGGAGAAGAGCGGGGAGCGCAGCGCCAAAGUCGGUGUUAAAAGAAGCCCCGCGUCCAAAGGAGUGAGCAGGACGCACAAACAGGGGGGCACGAAGAGCGCUCCGGGGCAGGACUACGCCUCUCCCGGUGACCACCAGGCGCUCUUCAAAUCCAGGUCAGUGUCUGGGGCAAGACAGAUCCCGGAAAAACGCACCGGAGAGGCGAGGCGCGGCCACAUGUUCGGCGGGGCGGGCAGCCUGGAGAGCGGGCCUCCCUCCGUGGGAGUCCCGGCCAGUCCCACCCUGAGCAGCUCGGCGGAGUCCAGCGACCCGCUCAGCCUGUACGAGGAGCAGAGCCCGGCGGGCAGCGAAUCCUCGCACACCGCGCGCCUCAGGUACGCGCGCGCCUCCUCUCCAACACCUUCAGCCUCUCACUCUUCCUCCUCCGUGUCAUCCUCAUCAUCAGAUGAAGAGUUUGAAGACGAGCGGCUCGAGCUGAACCCGAGCCCCGGGUUUGAGAGCAUGUCCCUGGGCGGGAUGGGCUUUUCCGACGCGGAGCUGGACCGGGACUUGGACUGGAGCUUCGGGGAGUGCGGGGCGGGAUCUCACUUCGACUUCCCCGACUACUGCACCCCGGAGGUCAGCGAGAUGAUCUCAGGAGACUGGCUGGAAUCCACCAUCUCCAACCUGGUGUUCACCUACUGAGAAGGACCACGGUGGAGAGGAGCCGCGACGUCCCCUCACGUUUUGAACUCUUUAGCCCCCCCAACCACCCCGAGAGAGGCUCGUGCCUCCAGACCAGAAUAUUUCCGCCAUUAUUUCACUAAACAAGGGAGAGUGAAAACAGGAAAGAAAAGGUGGCCUGUGUGCGCGUUGAAGCCCAGGUACGCGCCGCUCACAGACUUGGAUAGCGCUCAGUGCGCUUGACGGGAACGCGCAGACGGGGGAAAUGCUUAGUUUGCAUUUGGACACAGAGGAGGAGUGAAUGUAAGCAGAGAGCAGUGAAACACACGGACUUCAGCUCAAAUGUUCAAACCGAUCCGCAGAGGAUGAGGACUGAGACCGAACUUUGAAUCUUAAUGUUAUUUUGGGUCGGGAAAAAGGGACAUUUACUGGACAGCUCGUCAUGUUGGGUUUUGUUAAAGAUAUAGCCAAUUCACAUUGACCAUCAAGUUGCUAUUCAGGUGUAUUUUUUUUUUCUUUCUUCCCAAACUCAAAAUAGUGUCAAUAUCAACACGCAUGCCCUCCGAAAUAAGGAGGAUUUUGUUGUUGUUAAAUGCGUACAAAUGUUCAUUGCUGCGUAAUUACGCAAUUUUGUGUGACCAUAGGACAAUUCACUAUCACCAGCUUCUCUUUCAACGGCAGGACUUACAACAAAGACUGACUCAAAACUUCAGAAGCCCUUUUCUGAACCUUUUUAAACACUCAGUGCACAAUUCAGGACCAAUGUUCCCCAAUGCGCAUCCUUUUUCUGCCUAGUGCUUCAACUUUGUAGUUCCUCUGUGUCAGAUGACGUUUUUUAUAUUGAUGUAUUUAUACCGGCCAAACUUUUUUAUACAUAGAAGUAUUGUUCUCGUACAGGUCUCGUUUGUGUUUGUGCACAUACACCUGUCUGUAUCCAGCGUGGAAGGGCUAGAAGUGUAUCUUAUUUAAAAUGUCUGACUUCUCUCACUUUUAAGGAGAUUUUGAGUGUGUCAUGAUUUUCUACUUGUAUUUUUGUACAAAAUCUAUAGAAAAAGGGGGUUUCCAGCGAGUGGGUAGCCUACAACAUUGUUGUUUGGAUCUACAUUGGUGUUUAGCAGUGCAGAGGGGAGUUUGUUUGGCACAAUCUGACCUCACACAGUGUUUACAGUAUUUACCCACAUGCUUCUUAAUGGCACAGUGACUCCAGUUUCACCAGCCAAGUAAACAAAGCACCACUGAGGCUCCCAGUCUAAGUAGUGACUGUUUCCAGUACAUAGACCUGAAGUAUAUGAGUGAAAGAUCCCAGAGAGUCACUGUUUGGAUAGAGCUAAUACCUCUGUGUGCUUUUUAUUAUCAAGAUAAGUUUUAUUUGAACCACUGGAUGGAAUUUCACACUCAUUCCACUUUGCCUAGACUUUGGAGGGAGGGAGAUGUAUGAAGUGCUUCAUCUGUUUUUGCGCAAAUUGCAUCAAAAAAUAGUAUUUAACCUUUCUGUACCUGUUGGCUAAGUAUAGCAGGCUAAUUGUUUUCCUAUAUUAUGGCAUGGCAAAUAGCAUUUGUAUUUCAGAUUCAGGUAUAUGUAGCUAUAGCUGUUGUGUUUAAGAUUUUUAAAAGAAUAAUAACAUGAAGAUAUUUAUGUAAACUGACUGUACAAUAAGCAAAGAUUGUGUGUUUUAUGUAUGAUGAUGAUCAACGACAGGCACUCGGACAGCCAUCUUUGGACAUCCUUAUGUUAAAAGAUGAUUGUGGUCCAGGAGUUUCAUUUUCUUCGUUUCUUUUUUUUUUUUUUUUUUUACCUUUGAGACAUCUUUUCUAUCGUCUAUUUUCAUUUGUGCAAUAUGCUGUGUAUGAUCAUGUUUUGUCCAAUCAUGCCAAUAUCAUUUGAUGUUUAUAGCUCAAAAACCAGCCAAUGUUUGGGUCAAUCACUGCCUCUCAGACCUCUGUACAGAUUGUCGGUUCUUUUUUUUAAUUUGUUUUUCUUUUCUUCCAAGAAGGAAAUAAAAUCAGCUGGAACUGAAAAGUG
Perca flavescens (yellow perch) is the source of this 3668-nucleotide messenger RNA. It is a transcript of the gene sox4a, whose product is annotated as SRY-box transcription factor 4a. Gene Ontology annotation, biological process: neuron differentiation; negative regulation of transcription by RNA polymerase II; camera-type eye morphogenesis. NCBI's taxonomy places the organism in Eukaryota, Metazoa, Chordata, Actinopteri, Perciformes, Percidae. The record is from RefSeq and is a predicted model, not a curated record. Gene Ontology annotation, cellular component: nucleus. The coding region runs from base 551 to 1666 and encodes 371 amino acids. Gene Ontology annotation, molecular function: RNA polymerase II cis-regulatory region sequence-specific DNA binding; DNA-binding transcription activator activity, RNA polymerase II-specific. The transcript has a single exon.